GCUGCCGCGCCGCCGCCGCCUCAGCCUCGUCCUCCACGGGCCCAGGCCGCUGUCGCUGCCGCCGCCGAGCACCGCUGCCGCCGAGCACCAUGGGAGACGCCGGGAGCGAGCGCAGCAAAGCGCCCAGCCUGCCUCCUCGAUGCCCCUGCGGCUUUUGGGGGUCCAGCAAGACUAUGAAUCUCUGUUCCAAAUGCUUUGCUGAUUUUCAGAAGAAACAACCAGAUGAUGACUCCACUCCCAGUACAAGCAACAGCCAGUCAGAUUUGUUUUCCGGAGAAAUGAACAGUGACAACAGCAAUACCUCUUUACCUACACCGACUGUUAACUCCAGCCAGCAACAGCUUUCGACAGAAUUGAAUGUAACUUCCACAGGCAAAGAGGAGUGUGGGCCAUGCACAGAUAUAGCUCAUGUCUCAUUAAUCACGCCAACCAAAAGAUCCUGUGGCACAGAUUCACAGUCUGAGAGUGAGGCUUCCCCAGUGAAGCGGCCAAGGCUACUGGACAGCAACGACCAACCUGAGGAAGCCGGCCGUUCUAAACAAAAGAGUCGGCGCCGCUGCUUCCAGUGCCAGGCAAAACUUGAGCUGGUCCAGCAAGAACUGGGAUCAUGUCGCUGUGGUGAGUGUCCUCCUUCAGUACGUGGUGGGAGCCAAGGUUUUCUUGAGGGUUAUGUGUUCUGUAUGUUACACCGCCUCCCUGAGCAGCACGACUGUACGUUUGACCACAUGGGCCGUGGCCGCGAGGAAGCCAUCCUGAAAAUGGUGAAACUGGACCGGAAAGUGGGGAGAUCCUGCCAGCGCAUUGGGGAGGGCUGCUCCUGAGUGCAAAACUCGGCAGCCACGCCCUGUUCCUAGUUCACUAAUGUUAGCCUUAUUUAGGACAGAGUCAGCCAGACACCUUGUACUGGGCACGUUUCAGACUACAGCCAGUCCGUUUCCUUUCUUUAGCCAGCCGUCCUGGUACUGUAGUUUAGGGGUUGAUGGUGGUUGAAAUUGAUUUCUGGCUGGUUGCGAAGGUGCCUGCUAGCCACUGUAUAAAAUUAAAACAUGAAGAAUAUUUUUUUUUGAGCAUGGCUAGUGGAUUUAAAACAAAACAAGCAGAUGUCAUUGCUGGAGUCAAAACUUAUAAAAAGCCUUAAGCUGAAAAUGGUCCAGACAGAGACUUUAAGUAAAUCGAGGAGUAGAAGCUGGUGUUUAAAACAGUUCCUGAGACGCACAUGGCCUUGCCAGAAACUCUGUGUUUAAUGUACAGCCUUUUCACCUCUCACUUACCCUUAAUCCCGGCCCCAGCAGCCAGAGCUCCCUGUCGGCCCCUCGUGCCUGGGCUGCUCGUGGCUGCCAGCUGGCCCACUCCUAGGAGGCUGGAAGGCAGGGGCAGUGGGAGGAGGGCAAAACUUUUAUGCCAGACCUACCAUGGAAAAAUCUGUCUUAUCACUUGGAGAAGAAAAAAGAGAGAGAGGGCCUUGCUUUGAAUAUUAGCUCCACCCCAGACUAGUCUGCAAAAUGCAUUUUUCUACCUAGGAUCUAUAGACUCUGUAUUGGUCUCGUUUGACCUGAUUGGAUCAGUUCUGACCAGGGAAACUGAAACCUGACUAACUCUUACUUACCAUUUGCUGGGUGCAAGUAUCUGAUAAUUGGUUCAGUAAGGCUAAAUCACAGCACAGCGGCCAUGGGGAUGGCAGGGUUUGCAGACAGUUCUUUGUAGCUAGACUUCACUGUUGGUGGUAAGGGACAGGGGAGGUGGGUGCAAGGGGGCACACAUUUCAUAGCAAACAGAAGUCAGUAACAGUAUUGGGGAACAGCUAAGGAGCAGCUGCUGCCAUCAGAGUUUGUCUUUUCACCUUCAGAGUGUUACCAGGAUAGUCACAUGGGCUCGUCGCCUGUUUCUGUGCAGCCUCAUGGUAUAAGGUACUGUCACGUGCAGUAGGAGAAUAUGACACGUAUUACCAGAAUCAGGAAGGUUGGGAUCUCCUGCAAGCAACUGUUGUGGGCCAGGGACAUCCAAGCACACUUGCUGAGCCUAAAAUUACAAAAGGGCCCCAGCAUGUCUCCUAAUAUGGGCACAGGGGAGGUCCAUUGCUAUAGGCCAGGCCUGGGUGGAAUUGGACUGGAUAGGCAAGAAGGGAAGCAGAAGAGAGGGAAUUAGCUUGUUUCCCAUGAGUUGCAAGGGAAUUAUCAACCAGGUACUGUAGCAAAAAUGGAGAGGGAAGGGAAGGGAAAGAAGGGAGGGGAUGAGGAUGAAGAUGAGGACUGGGAAUGAGUGGGUGGAGGGAGAGAUUAGAAUCACCUGGAACUUGAAAUAUUGGGCAAGGUUAAGAUGGUACAACUUCAAAAUCAUUUCAGUCGUGUGGACAAUAAGAGGGUCCCCCUAAGAGGCCACUUGGGUGUCCCUGUACUUAGGCUGCUAAAAUAGUUUCUCCCAGCAACUUAGGUUUUAAAAAGAAAAGAGGCCAAUGAUAUGUUUGCAAAUCAACUACAGUGAAAGACCUGGGAAUUAGAAAUGUUUCUUCAUAGGAAAUAAUGCUCUUUUCCCCCUCUUCCUUUGCCCCCCCCAAAAAAGUCCUUUAUAAAAGUCUUCAGCCUUAAUAUUUUUCAUAAUAAUGGUGUUAGCUCCUCAGUGGAGGAGGGGGAGGAGAUCUAGUUGAUUUGGUCCCCACACCUACCACUUUUCUAAAACAGCCUCAGCACAAACUGUCCACUAAGUUAUCCACAGCAGCCUCCCGUAUGUCUCGCUCUGGGGAUACUGGACCCGAGCUCUCCAUUGCCUUCCAAGAGCCUCCAUCUACUGCCCUUUGCUGUGCCUGCUUGGCCAUUCUUUGGCCCUGCUGGCUUAGAGGUGGCACAGGGGAGAAGCUGCCUUGGCAAGCAGGCCCUGGUGCGUUAUGGACAAUGUUCACUCUAUUGAUAGUCAAGGUUGGGGCUGGGAGAGGAGGUAGGGCCCGUUCCUCCGAAGUAUCUGUUCUGUGGACUUUGUUAAAUGUAAGGAAAGCUUGAAUACUUGUGACUUUAAAAGGAAACAAAAUCUUAUUUAACCCUUUUGUGUUCUAGAUUUACUUACACACGUAGCCUAGAACUCCGUUUUAGUUUAACAUUGUGAAAAUAUUAAAAGAAUCUUGUAACUUAUUCCUUUUUUUUCUCCUGCUGAAAAAAAAACCCAUUAAACCAAUCAGAUUAAAGUUUGAAUUCCUCUCUAUGUCACCAGUUCUCUGGAUGUGUCCCAGGCCUGCUAGGGGCUGUCUGGGGGACUGCAAAGCACAGAACCCAUACCAAGGCGAAGGCUUUUUGUUCUGACAAGAGCUUCUUAUCUCCAGGUCACCAAUUGCAAAAUCUCCUUUGUAGAUGUGUCUGGCCCUAAAUUUUCUGUAGGGUGAUGUGAUCCUGGUAAAUUGAGUCUUAGUGGUGACUUAACACAGUUGCAUAGCUCUUACAUUUUGUCCCUGCCCCCUGAGAGCUCCUUCGUAACUCAGAUCUGCCCACCUUCACAGCAGCCAGAUGUCCCGGCAGCACAGGCUCAAGAGUGGGGGUGGCAGUGGGUGGGUACAGCCUGGUGCCUAUCUCCAUCCAAGUUGUGUAACCCAAAGAGAGCCCGUUUUUUCUACACUUAGUUGGCAUUGAAAUUAAACCUGGAAAUUUGAAAACAUG
This is a messenger RNA of Phascolarctos cinereus (koala), 3641 nucleotides long. The record is from RefSeq and is a predicted model, not a curated record. NCBI's taxonomy places the organism in Eukaryota, Metazoa, Chordata, Mammalia, Diprotodontia, Phascolarctidae.